Molecule: messenger RNA, 3093 nt
Organism: Arabidopsis lyrata subsp. lyrata
Lineage: Eukaryota; Viridiplantae; Streptophyta; Magnoliopsida; Brassicales; Brassicaceae
Product: BTB/POZ domain-containing protein At5g47800
Exons: 8
Coding region: 1200-2888 (562 amino acids)
Molecular function (GO): protein binding
Source: RefSeq, a predicted model, not a curated record
GUUCUUUGCCGUUGCUCCUUUAGUUUCCGAAAUGGUGGUUUCCCAGAACGAAAGUUUCAGCUCCGAUGCGUCUCUGCUCCUUCUGAUUCGUUGCAGUUUGAUUCUUGUGGCCUCCAAAUCGAUCACAAUCUCCUUGGAUACAGUUAGUGUUGUUGCUGGAGGGAAAGUCUCAUAGGAUGGUGUUGUUGAGAGUUUUGAUAAAAACGAACGAAGAGCUAUGGAUGCGUUUGAUAAUGGACUUGUGGGCCAAUGCAAAUGGAGUGCAUUGAUUUUGACCAUUACUGACUUACAAUUCUCUCCUCAAGGCAGACCAAUUCCAUCAGAAGAGGACAUUUGUACUCAAAUACCUCUCCUCCCAUUCUUUUUCACCUUUUUACCUUUUUUGCAUUAUUAAAAUAGCACACUAAUGAUGUGGGUUGACUUCCUCCUCCCCCACAAAACAGAGAUUCCAUAGGGGAAAUGGACAACAAGCAAAACACUUGUAAAAAUGGUAAUCUUGCUCUGAUGCUUUAAAGUUGUGGGGGAAGGUAUUUGUCUGGGGAUCCAUGCAUCUUUGCUUUAUGACAUAUAUAUAAUAUAAAGAAGAAAGAAGCUAAUUGUGCUGCAACCAAAUUUAAAAAAUCUCUUUUGAGUUAAGCCUAUCCAACUCCUAACUCCUAGUGUGGUCCAUUGUAAUUUAAUCAUAAGAGUAAACUCUCUUGUAAUUUAAUUCUAAGUAGGGAAAGGUGUAAGACCCACUUUUGUUUUCUCACUUUCUUUCUGGUUAGGUGAGAAGUUGUUUUCCUGAUGCAAAAGAUGGAAUGCAUGAAGGACACUUGUGUCUGGCUUUUUUAAUUUUAUUUUAGUGUUGUGGAUACUUUCUUGAUAUACUUUACCCACCUCAACCCUUUUAACACCACACAAUAUACCUCUUUUCAACUUAUAGCUACUAGAUAUGCAGAGCCAAAUUUUCUGGUUUUCAUUUUGAAACCAAAACGAAGUAUGAAGGAAAUAAAUAUCAGACACCAUUUGGAGACUCAGUCCAUGCGGGGAGCAACAAGUGACGAGGCCGGGACCCUUGUUGCCAUUCAACUCUCUCUCUCUCUUGGGAUUUUAUGUCAAUUUGAUCAUUACCACUUUAACAUUUCUCUCUCUCUCUUCUCCUUCUUCCUCCCUCAUAUUAACCUUUGAGCACACCAGUUUUUCAUGAGAAGUCUAAGAUGAAGUUCAUGAAAAUCGGGACAAAGCCUGACACUUUCUACACUCAAGAGGCUUCAAGGAUUUUGAUAACAGACACACCCAACGAUCUCGUUAUUAGAAUCAACAACACCACUUAUCAUCUCCACAGAUCUUCUCUUGUUCCAAAGUGUGGGCUGUUGCAAAGGCUUUGCACUGAUUCAGAGGAGUCUGAUACUGUUACCAUAGAGCUGAAUGACAUACCUGGGGGUGCCGAUGCUUUUGAGCUGUGUGCCAAGUUCUGUUACGGCAUCACCAUCAACCUCAGUGCUCAUAACCUUGUGAAUGUGCUCUGUGCCUCCAAAUUUCUCCGGAUGUCUGAUUCUGUUGAGAAGGGAAAUCUGUUACCAAAGCUUGAAGCUUUCUUCCACUCCUGCGUUCUCCAAGGUUGGAAGGACUCCAUUGUCACUUUGCAGUCCACUGCCAAAUUGCCAGAAUGGUGUGAGAAUCUUGGAAUCAUCAGAAAGUGUGUAGAUUCAAUUGUGGAGAAGAUCCUUACUCCAAUUGCAGAGGUCUCCUGGUCUCAUACAUACACCAGACCAGGCUAUGCAAAGAGACAGCACCACUCUGUUCCAAGAGACUGGUGGACAGAAGACAUAUCAGACCUUGACUUGGACUUAUUCCGCUGUGUUAUCACAGCAGCAAGGUCAACCUUCACGCUGCAGCCUCAGCUCAUUGGUGAAGCUUUGCAUGUAUACACCUGCCGUUGGUUACCAUACUUCAAAUCAAACAGUCAUUCAGGUUUCUCUGUUAAAGAAAACGAAGCAGCACUGGAAAGGCAUCGGCGGGUUGUUAACACAGUUGUGAAUAUGAUUCCUGCAGAUAAAGGGUCGGUUUCAGAGGGUUUUCUGCUGAGACUUGUUAGCAUAGCGAGUUAUGUGGGAGCAUCUCUCACAACAAAAACUGAGUUAAUUAGAAAAGCUGGUCUGCAACUCGAGGAGGCAAAUCUUGAAGACCUCUUGUUGCGUUCACACUCAUCCUCUCAUCACCAUCGCUAUGAUACUGACUUGGUUGCUACAGUUCUUGAGAGUUUUUUAAUGCUCUGGAGAAGACAGUCUUCUGCGCAUGUUUCUAGUAACAACAGUCAAUUGCUGCAUUCAAUCAGGAAGGUGGCUAAGCUUAUUGAUUCCUAUCUUCAGGCAGUCGCACAAGAUGUCCAUAUGUCAUUUACCAAAUUCUUGUCUCUUGCUGAGGCAGUGCCCGACAUUGCACGCGAGAGCCAUGACAGACUUUACAAAGCCAUCAACAUAUAUCUCAAGGUACAUCCCGAGAUAGGCAAAGAAGAGAAGAAACAACUAUGCCGAAGUCUUGACUGCCAGAAAUUGUCUGCAGAGGUACGUGCACACGCUGUGAAAAAUGAGAGGAUGCCACUAAGAACGGUCGUCCAAGCCCUCUUCUUCGACCAAGAGAGCAGUUCCAAGGGAGCAUCAAGUCGAUUAGAGAGCCAAGAACUCGGCUCGAGAGGUAAAGAGGCGCCCAGAGAUAUACACAGCAAUAUGCACAAGCUUCACCUAGGUCCAGCUGAAACAGCUUCUAUAGGGAAAGCUAAGAAUAUACUUGAGGGAAGAGGCAAAAGAGGAGAAGAGAAAAUUAGAUCCAGUACAGACCCCAAGAAGAUGGUGCGGAAAGGAAGAGGGUCAGAGCAUAAGCAUCAUAUAAGUAGAGACAGGUAGUGGAACUAAACGUCUUAGGCCACAGAAUUCAGUUUCUUCUUUGCACUCACCAGAUUUCUGGUUCAUUUUAAUUUUAUUUCUAAGCAGAAUUGAUGAUGAUUGUAGAUGAUCCCAGUGGCAUAAUCUGUAUUAAUAGAGUGCAGAGCUCAAGCUCCUGCUCAACCAUUUCUCCUGUAGCUUAUAUCUUAAGAAAGCGAUUAUGCAA